Molecule: messenger RNA, 2454 nt
Organism: Paramecium pentaurelia
Lineage: Eukaryota; Ciliophora; Oligohymenophorea; Peniculida; Parameciidae
Source: the annotation of a GenBank genome assembly
AUGGAUUAACAUCCAAAGCCAAUCUAACCAGAAGAGUUUAAAUAAAAAAUAAAAGAUAUAUUAAUAAAUUGCAGACAAACUAGAAAUUUUGAUAUCAAUAUAUUUGUUAAAUUUGCUUCGUAAAAUUUAUAUAUUUAUAAUUUUAUUUAGUUAAACUAGAAAAUAGAUAAACAAUACUCCAAAUGCAUAAUAAAUAUGUAAAUUAAUAAUAAUAGAAUCGUAAAAAUGCUUAUUGGAAAUCUAUGCAUAACAAUUUAAGGAAUAACUUAAUUUAGAUUAAUUUUUUACGAUUUUUAUUGAAUAUGAAAAAGCUGCAAAACAUUUGAAUCUUGCCUGUUAUCAUGUGGUAAUUAAAUUCUUUUUUAUUAAUUAGUGCUAAAAUUUAAGUUAUAAAGCAACCUUUUAAUUUUGGAAGAUUGCAGUAUGCAAAAUAAUUAAAGAUAACAGUUAAUAUAUUUAAUAGAGUAUUUUUAAAUAAUUGGAGAGUCUUUUAGAAUCAAUUUAUAAGAAAUAUGAAUAGGAAUUUGUUCAUAAAAAAUAAGAAAGUGAAAAAUUUAAUAAGAAAUUAGAUGGACUUAAUUCUAUCAUGAAAUUUUAAACUUAUAAUUAAAUUUUAUUAGAAUUAUCAAAGAAUGAAGUAUUAAUUCAAAGAAACAUUGAUAUUUGUGAUGAUUUUUGUUAGAUGGUAUUUAAAUUUAUGGAUGGUGAAUAUUAAUAAAAAUAUAUGAGAUGGCAUUAAGUUUAUUCAGUUAAAGAUUAUUUAAUAUAAGUUGAAAGAGAAUUAGAACUUAAUGAGUAAUUAUUUUCUGCCUUAAAAACAUAUUAUAAAUUUAAAGAUCAUUAUACUAAAAUUUAAAGAAUUGUAUAUGAGACUUUAUUACUUUCAUAUAAGAGAGUAGUAUUAAAAGAUGAAAGAGGAUUUUUAGGAUUAUUAAAAGAAUUUCUCUAAAGUUAAGAAUAAGAGGAAAAAGAAAUUGCUAGAGAGGAAAUUAUUUUAAUUUUGAGAGUGUAUUCAAAAUUUUAAGAUAAAGAUAUAUAUUUUAAUGAUUUUAAAUAAAACUUUUAAAUUUUUGUAAGAAAAGCAAUAGAAGAAUAAUAUAAAGAAUAAACCUUACAUCAUGAAUUAGAGAAAUAAAAAUAGAAAUAUAAAUCAUUAGUUAAAAUUUUAUGUGAUAUAUAUGAUAAAUUUAAUAAUCUUAUUAUAUUGUGUUUUAGAGAAAGUAAUAAUUAUAAUGGAAGAUAUGAUCUUGAAAUGAUAGUUAAAUCAGAACUCAAUUUAUUUUUCAUAAAUUUAGAAUAAGUAAUUAAUAAUUAUUAUAAAGAGUAUUCAUUUAACAUAAUAAUUAUGCGAUUAUGUACAUGAUUUAAUUAUGUAAAUGUCUAAAACUGAUGAUCAAUAAUAAAGAAAAGAAAAUUAUGAUGAAAUUUUAAAAGUAUAAGAAUGUUUAUUACCUUUUGUAAAAGAUUAUGAAUAUUAUUUAAUAGUAAGUAUUUCUAAAUAAUAUAGAUUAAUUAUUAUCGUUUGGCUUCUAGAUUACUUAGUUAUUUAAUAUUCUUUGAAAAAUCACAUGUUAGAACACAUUUAGAUAAUGAAACCUAAAUACUUGAUUAAAUGAAAAGUUUCUGUGGAGAUAAAAAAUUAAAAAAGUUUUAUAAAAUGAUUUCUGAAAUUUCUGAUCUUGCAUUAAAUACACGUAUACUUGCAUUUGAUGAUGGAACAUCUUCAGAAAUUAUAUAAAUAAAUAAAAAAAAAUGGCCAAUUCUUUAUGAUAAUGAUAGAAAUGUUUUUGAAUAGAUUUAAAAUCAUAAAGAUUAAUUUUAUAAAACACAUAAUUUACAAUAUAAUGUUGUAUUUAGUGAUACCAUAUCAUAUGUUGAAGUUUAUUGGGCAGAAGUAAAUAAAACUCUUAUGAUAAAUUGUGUUUAAGCAGCAAUAUUAUUUUUGUAUGAUAAAAAUGAAGAUCCAAAAUCUUUAAAUGAAAUUAUUUAAUCAACUAAAUUAUAAAAAGAUUAAGUUCUAUUUUAAUUAGAUAGAAUGGUAUAUAUUGUCUAUAUAUAAAAGGUUAAAUUAAAAAUAUUAUGGGCUGAUGAAGACAGUUAUUAUUUAAAUAAUUCAUAAAUUAAAUUAGAAAUAGAAAAUCAUUGGAUUGUUAUGGAACAUAAUAUUUAUGAAAAUGAACGAUUUAUAAAUGAAUGUAUAUAUUAUAUCUAAUCUUAGUUAAACCUAUUAAUGAUAAAUCAUAAGAUUUUAAGUAUUAAUUAGAUGCUUUUAUUAUGAAAAUCUUAAAAUUAGAAAAAAGAAUAUUACAUAAAUUAUUAUUAGAAAAAGUUACCUAACAUUUUUAUCCAAUCUUAGUAUCUAAUGAACAACUCAAACUAUCCAUUGAAUUCUUAUCCAAAUAUUAAUACAUCAGUAGAGAUCCAGAAAAUUAAUAAGCAUAUCUAUAUUAAUGA